This is a messenger RNA of Scomber japonicus (chub mackerel), 1795 nucleotides long. RefSeq names its product sulfotransferase 2B1-like. Gene Ontology annotation, biological process: sulfation. The coding region runs from base 78 to 941 and encodes 287 amino acids. The record is from RefSeq and is a predicted model, not a curated record. The transcript has 6 exons. Gene Ontology annotation, molecular function: sulfotransferase activity. NCBI's taxonomy places the organism in Eukaryota, Metazoa, Chordata, Actinopteri, Scombriformes, Scombridae. Gene Ontology annotation, cellular component: cytoplasm.
UGAUAGUCUAGUGUGUGUUAGAGCUAGAAAGCCGUCCAGACUGUGCUGACUGACUGACUUUAGCUCAGCUUUAAACAAUGACUGAAGCAGAGUUAUACACGGUGUAUAAAGGGGUUUUUGUGCCUACAUGUCUGCACCCUUCACAGAGCCUGAAGUACUACGAGGAGUUCACUUUCCGUCCAGAUGAUACUGUUAUUGUAACGUAUCCCAAGUCCGGUACGACUUGGAUGCAGGAGAUUGUCCCUAUGAUCAUGAGUGGAGGAGAUCCAGCUCCUGUUGAGAAUAUUCCUAACUGGGACCGUGUUCCCUGGCUGGAGGAGCAUCGGGCCUGUGUCCUUAAUCUUGAAGAGAGGCCAUCUCCGCGCAUGUUUGCUACACACUUCCACUAUAACAUGAUGCCACCAUCUUUCUUUGAAGUUAAGCCAAAGGUCAUCUAUGUCAUGAGGAACCCCAAAGACGUGUUUACAUCGUCCUUCCAUUAUUAUGGGAUGACUUCCUUUUUGGUCAACCCAGGCACACAGACCGAGUUCCUCCACAAGUUCCUUGAUGGAAAAGUUAUGUUUGGCUCAUGGUUUGAUCAUGUAAAGGGCUGGCUGAAUGCUGAAGAUAAAGCGCGAAUAAUGUACAUCUCCUAUGAAGAAAUGAUAAUGGACCUGAAGGACUCUGUGGCCAGAAUGGCUCAGUUCUUGGAGAAAUCUCUGGACCCUCAGGUCAUUGAGAAGAUAGCGGACCGAUGUGUGUUCAAGAACAUGAAGCAGAACAAAAUGUCAAACUACUCUCAAGUUCCUCGUGAAUUCAUGGACCAGACAAAGUCGGAAUUUCUCAGAAAAGGAAUCGCUGGAGACUGGAAAAACCAACUAACAGUGGCAGAAGUGGAGCACUUUGAUGCCGUUUACAAGGACAGAAUGAAAGAUGUAAAAUACAAUUUUUUAUGGGAUUAAACUAAAUGUGAACAAAACAUGUUCCACCAUACGUCAGUUUGGUUCAGAAGAAAUGCAAAAUGCUGCCAAUUAACUGCCAACUUUCUCUUAUUUGUCUACUUUUUACUGCAGUAUCAUUCUCAUAGACUCUGUUUUGCUUGUUUUGAUUUCUUUGGUUAUUAAUUUAUAAUAAUAAUAUGACCAAUGUAUUCAUUUGAGAUUUGUUCAAGAGUUAAAAUUUGAGUUGAACUGAGAAUAUCAACUGUCAAAUACAGGGUUGAAUUAUAUUUUCUGUUCUCUAAACCUACAAUCAUUUGAUCUCAUUUGUCAAGCACAUCAAUUAAUCUUGGCUUAGUGUAUAUUUUGAUUUUGUUUUUUUUAAUUUUGUUUUUUGCUAUCUGGUUUUUCUUUUUUUAUCAUCUGCCUUUUCAAGCAACAUAAAGCGACACUUGAAUUUGAAGUAAAUUAUAAAUUGUGCUUCACAGCCAGGGUUGGGAAGGUUACUUUGGAAAUGUAAUAGGUUAUCUAAAAUUUAAUAAGUAAUGUAACUAUUUCAAUUGCUUAAAGUAAUGUAUCAUUUGACGUUUGAUUACUUUUUGGAAUACUUUUCUAACUUUCUAACGAAUGUUUUCAACUGUUAGGGUAAAUGUACCCAUUAAGCAGGGGUGCAACAGUGAUUUUAAAAAUAUGGGUGUCCUAGUGGUGGGACAUGAGCACCACAACCACUUUGGCCUCUGUUCCAGUCUCAACAAGAGGCACUACUAUAGUUGUAACCACUGCUUCAGCUUACAAUAAAAUAAUUACCAUAUAAUUGUAACUCAGGAGAAUUUAUUUAGAGUCGGGUAGUUUACUAAAUAAAUCCAGUUAUUUAUGAA